AUGGACCGCAGUCUCGGACCAUAUCGGUUCGGAUACCCAGAUGAUGGUCUCGCCAGGUACAUUUUAGGCGACGUGUUGGAACAAUACCUCUCGUGCGACGAGUACUUCUGGUGGCAGAACUUACGCGUCGGAAAAAAGAAAUUUAAGUUCCAGGUCUUUCUGCAUACCAAGGAAGAAGAACAGAUGAAGAUCUGGAAGUCAUUCCGGCAGAUGAAAACUGUAGACAGGCCAAUGGAAGAUGCUAUUGACCUCCACAGACCACGCCUGGGACAGUUUCUCUUGACAUGGAUGAAAGAGUCCGAGUUACGUCAGGCGAAAGAUAUCCUGAAGGAGGAAAACGAUCCACAUUAUGAGAGGGCCAUACAAGCCAUAGAAAAUGAACUGGUCCACAAGAAGGGGGAAGACGAUGUAAAACAUGGCUCUUCAUGCACCGGCCGCAAUUGCGAUGGAUACUCUCUCUCGAACUCAAUUGCGGUGCAGACCCAAGUUGGGAGAUCCGUUCCCAUAACCUCGUAUAGCAUCCCAUUCAAAGUCCCGGGUAGCCAGGCUGAUAGGCAGCUGUUACACUUCUACUGUUGCCAGGCUGCCGAGAGCUUAUCGAGUUAUACUGAUCCGACGUUGUGGACCACUCUGAUCCUGCAGAGAAGCUACCAUGAGCCCGUCAUCCGUCAUGCACUAGUGACGCUAAGUUCACUAUAUCAGGAUCAUCUAUCGGGGGAAUUAUCUCGUUACAAUACCGCCAGCCCCCCGCCGCCGAGAGUUUUACAGCGUAUCGCGAAGUGUCAUCGACAGUUGAGGUCCUAUCUUUCCACGGCUGGUGCUUCGCCAGAAGUCGCGCUUACAUGUAGCACCGUAUUCUAUGCCUUCGAGACUCUCAUUGGCAAUCCUCAGCAAGCGAUAAGACAUCUUGACCUUGGUCUGAAACUCUUGCAGCGGUGCCAAAAGGACUCACCCUCUUCACACAUGUCUAGGCCUGAUGAUAUUGUUCCUCAUAUCACAGCUUUGUUCUCGUGUCUGGACAUCCAAGCUAGUGUCUAUGAUCUUAGUCGAGGUCCUCCGAUGCUCAGCCUGGUCUCAUCGAACGAGGUCCACGGCGUGUACCAUGUUGUCCCCGAGGCCUUGCAAAACAUUGCCCAGGGUGAGGCUGUGCUUCUAAAACUUGAGAAUUGGUUCACGCGUCACCUCAAAAUUUAUGCCGAUGUCAAGCAUAAACCACUAGCACAGAUACCCCUAGAGGUACUACACGAGCGAGAGGUUCUUGAGAUGCAGUUCGAACGCUUUAUGACUGCGAUAGAGGAGCUAUAUGAGGCCAGCGAGGAAAGAUUUGCUAAGCGCAUAUUGCUACUGCGUAUACAAGCACGAAUGUACUACGGCGUCCUUCUACAGCGCUUUCCCUGGCCGUGUACGGAAGCAUUGUCCGUUACCGCUGAUCGGGGAUCGUCCUCGACCUCAGUUAUUCACCGGCAAAUUAGCGACCACUGGCUGGACACUGCCCUCUCAGAGAUAUCGACACUUCUUGAUACCCCCCCGGGAUCUACUACGAGCUACAACCGACCUUUCACUCUCUCAACCCAGCUUGUUGGGGGACUGCUGCAUGUUUGCCUCAAAACGACCAGUAAGCAAACGUUGGAGACGGCGAUUUCUCUCCUGCAACAUCCUAACUUGCCCAGCCGAGACGGGCUGUGGGAUGCUAAAGCGGCCGCAUCUGUAAUUCAAGAACUCCUCGCACAAGUUAGCGGAGGACAAGGUGCAGGCGAUGGAACUUCAACCACAGCCGUAGAAUACAGUGGCCCCGCGGUGGCAGAAUAA
Aspergillus alliaceus is the source of this 1809-nucleotide messenger RNA. RefSeq lists its product as uncharacterized. The record is from RefSeq and is a predicted model, not a curated record. The coding region runs from base 1 to 1809 and encodes 602 amino acids. NCBI's taxonomy places the organism in Eukaryota, Fungi, Ascomycota, Eurotiomycetes, Eurotiales, Aspergillaceae. The transcript is spliced from 3 exons.